CCCAUCACCUCUUACCCACUUAACCAUUUCUAGUUAUUUCCAACCCUCUCUCACACCCUACACUAACACUCUCAACAAAACUUAAAAUCUUUCUUGAUUACAACACCACCAUCAAGAAACUUCAAUCAAGAAAAAUGGCUUCAUCUUCUCUCGCAAUUUCUCCAAGAAAACUCCGAUCAGAUCUCUACUCAUACUCCUACCAAAAUGACUCAAACACCCCUCUCGUCAUCUCCGUUCUCGCUUCACUAAUCGAAAGAACCAUGGCGAGAAACCAAAGAAUCGCCAAGAAUUGCUCGUCGGCUUUAAAUUUAUCGACGGACUCUAAAACUCGAGUCUUUGAUUGCUAUGAGACUCCAGACAUGACGAUUCAAUCGUAUCUUGAAAGAAUUUUCCGAUACACUCGAGCCGGGCCAUCCGUUUAUGUCGUUUCGUAUGUUUAUAUUGACCGUUUUUGCCAAGCAAAUCCUGGGUUUAGAAUCAAUUCAAGAAAUGUACAUCGAUUGCUUAUUACAACUAUCAUGCUCGCUUCCAAAUAUGUCGAAGACAUGAAUUACAGAAAUUCAUACUUUGCAAGAGUUGGUGGAUUGACGACAAAUGAAUUGAACAAAUUGGAGCUGGAAUUUCUGUUCUUGAUGGGUUUUAAAAUGCAUGUUAAUGUCAGUGUUUUUGAGAGUUACUGUAGCCAUUUAGAGAGAGAAGUGAGCAUUGGAGGAGGAUAUCAUAUAGAGAAAACCUUGCGAUGUGCGGAAGAAAUUAAAUCAAGGCAAAAUCAAGAUAAGAGAUACAUUAAUAAUCAAAUUGCUAGAAUUAUGUUCUAGAUUAUAAAUUUGAGGAUGAAAUUGCAAUUUUUGCCUGCAAUUAUAGGAAGUAUAUAAUGUGUAUAGCAGAUUGAAUUGUAUAAAACAUAUGCAAUGGUUUUUU
Messenger RNA from Mercurialis annua (annual mercury), 921 nucleotides. Its product is annotated as cyclin-U2-1. Gene Ontology annotation, biological process: regulation of cyclin-dependent protein serine/threonine kinase activity. The transcript is spliced from 2 exons. NCBI's taxonomy places the organism in Eukaryota, Viridiplantae, Streptophyta, Magnoliopsida, Malpighiales, Euphorbiaceae. Gene Ontology annotation, molecular function: protein kinase binding. The coding region runs from base 135 to 818 and encodes 227 amino acids. The record is from RefSeq and is a predicted model, not a curated record.